This is a messenger RNA of Plasmodium vinckei vinckei, 3390 nucleotides long. RefSeq names its product methyltransferase, putative. Bases 1 to 3390 code for a protein of 1129 amino acids. The record is from RefSeq and is a predicted model, not a curated record. Gene Ontology annotation, molecular function: methyltransferase activity. Lineage: Eukaryota; Apicomplexa; Aconoidasida; Haemosporida; Plasmodiidae. The transcript has a single exon. Gene Ontology annotation, biological process: RNA methylation.
AUGGAAGAAGAAGGAAGAAAGGAUGUAACUCAUUAUGAAAGUAAUAAUAUCCUUGAAAAAAACGACAAAUUUUUUAAUUAUUAUAUAGGGCAGAAUAUAAUUAACGAAAAUGAGAUUGAUGAAUUUAUGGAAAUUAUAAAUAAAGAAUUGCCAAUUACUUUUAGGGUUUUAAAGAAUAAUAAAUUUAACAAUUUUAUUCAUGAAAAUAUACAAAAAAAGUUAGAAGGUAUAUGCAAAAAUAACUACUCUAUAACACAAUUAAAUGAAGAUGAUCAUAUAUAUGAAAUAUAUUUAACAAGAUCACAAAUAAAGAAAGAUGAAAAUUAUAAAAAUUUAUAUAAUUACUUAAUAAAUUUAAAUGAAAGUGGAUAUAUAUUCAGACAGGAACUAGUAAGUAUGUUACCUGUUCUAUUUUUGAAAUUGCAAGAAAACUUUUUUGUUUUAGACAUGUGUGCUGCUCCUGGGUCAAAAACGGCACAAAUAGUUGAUUAUAUGCAUUUAAUCGCUAAUAAAAAAAUUAAAAAUGAUUUAAUAAAUAAAUUUAUUCAAGAUAACCACGGAAAAUUGUAUAAGCAUAUUGGGCAAGUGUGUGGUGAGAGUAGUGAACAUAUUGAAAAUAAUGAAGACAAAAAUAGUGAGCAUAAUGAAGAUAAAAAUAGUGAAAAUAAUGAAGAUAAAAAUAGUGAAAAUAUUGAAAACAUUGAAAAUAUAGAUAGUGAAAAUAAUGAAGAUAAAAAUAAUCCCACUUCAGUGAUAAACGAAAGCACUGAUACUUUCCAUAGUGCAAUGGAAACCCCAAAGAAAGAAAAUACUGUUCAAGAUCCAGUAAUUGAAGAAAAUGAAAUUAAAGAUAAUAAAGAUAAGGAAGAAGACAUAUACAAAACUUACUAUAAUAUAUUAGAAAACAAUUUGUAUGAUGAUGAAUUUUUUAAAUAUAUUUUAAAUGCGGAUCAUAAUUUAUAUAAUGAUUAUAAAAAGUUAAUAUCAAAUAGUAACCCUACAGGGGUUGUUGUUGCAAAUGAUGCAAAUUUUAAAAGAUGUUGUAUGUUAUUUCAUCGUUUAAAAAAUAUACAUAGUAAUUGUUUAAUUGUAACAAAUAACAAUGCAGUUAGUUUUCCAUAUUUAUAUUUGAAAAAUAAAAUAGAUAAUAGUUUCGAGAAAAUAUAUUUUGAUUCAGUUUUAUGUGAUGUACCAUGUAGUGGUGAUGGGACAUUACGUAAAGAUCGAAAUAUAUGGAUAAACUGGAAUCCGUUAAAUGCUUAUAAUUUAUUUCAAUUGCAAGUUAAUAUUUUAAAAAGAUCAAUCGAAUUAGUAAAAGAAGGAGGUUAUGUUAUAUAUAGUACUUGCUCAUUAAAUCCUAUUGAAAAUGAAGCAGUUAUAUGUGAAGUAUUUAAUUUGGUAAGCAAUAAUGAAUCUUUAAAAUUAAUUAACUUUGAAAAUGAAUUAGUUAAAAAAUUAAAUUAUAGAGAAGGAUUAACAGAAUGGAAACUAUUAAUAGAUGACAAAUGGUUUAAUACUUAUGAUGAAUUUAUUGAUUAUUUAAAAGAUAUUCAACCUGAAAAAUUUAAAAAAAUAUAUGAAAAAAUAAAAAAUGGUAUGUUUACACCUAAUAAAGAGUUUGUGGAUAAAAUUAAUUUAAAAUAUGUUAAAAGGUUUUUUCCACAUCAUUAUAAUGCUGGCGGUUUUUUUAUCGCCUUAAUUGAAAAAUGUGAACAAGUUCAAUGGAAAGAAAGAAGUAAAAAUGAUGUGAUAAAAAAUAUUUUAAAGGCAAAAGGAUGUGAUUUAAAUGAAUUGGAAAAAGAGGCAACAAUUCGUAGGUAUAAAAAUAAAAAAUCCAAAAAAAAACGAAACAAAAAAAAAAAAGAAAAUGAAAAGGAUAAAACAAACAAAAGCAUGGAUAUUUCUGAGUCUGCCGAAAAAGAACAUAAUGAUAUAAUUCCCCACAAUGUGAAUAUACAAUCAGAAAAACAAAUUAUAGGAAACGAUGAAAUAACUAAAAGUUAUAAUAUGGUAGGUAGUGACGAAUUUAUGAACGAUUAUAAUAUGGUAAAUCAUUUUGAUAUUGUUAAAAACAACAAAAAUGGAGAUGUGGAUGAAAUAACUAAUAGCUAUAAUGUAAUAGAAAGUAGCAACAUAUUAAGGAUGAACCUUCUGACUCAAAACUCGGGUUCCUCAGGAUAUGAUAUCAUAGAAUUGAUAAAUAAAAAGAGUGAAGAACAAUUGAACAAUUACAUAGAAGGUAAUGCUACCAAUGAAAAUGUAAAUGAAACAAGCUUUGAAGAAAUGGAAAAAAAUGAGGAAGAAAAGAAGGAAGAAAGCGAAGAAGAAGAAGAAGAAGAAUGGGAAGAAGUUGGAAAAAUAGAAGACGUGGAAAAGGUUGAAGAAGAGAAGGAAAUAUCAUUAGAUAUAGAUAAGGAACGAUAUACAAAUUACGAAUACAAAGAUGAAUUUAAUUUAUGUGUUGGUUCUGAACGAUUGAAAAAACAACAGGAAUAUAUAGCCCUAGAUUAUUACGAAAGUUUAUUAAAAUCAAAUGAUUUAUUAAAUAAAAUAAAAACAUAUUUUAAUUUAAAUGAUGAAUUUUUAUCAAUAAAAGAUAAUUUAUAUAUUCAUUUGAAAGAUGAUAAUAAUUCUAGUAAGUUAGGAAUUAAUGACAGAAUAAAUUCGAAUAUUAAAAAAAUAAAUUUUGUUAGUAGCAAUACUAGAGAUGUUUUGGAAAGUUAUACCAAAAUAAAAUUAAAAAUUAUUAGUGCAGGAAUAACAGUAAUUCAAGUGGAUAAAAAUAAAAAAAAUAAUGUAGAGAAUUAUUAUAGGAUUAAUUAUAGUGGAUGUAUAAAUUUUAUGAAUUUUUUUAAAAAUAUAGAUGAUUUUUUAUUAAAUACAGAAUGUAGGCAAGAUAUUAUUAAAAACUUUUUUUCUACUGUUUAUGAAAAUAAGGAAAGAGUAUUCGAUUUUGAUGCAUAUAUGAAUAAAUUAAUAGGCGAAAGAAAAAGUGUGAUGCAAAAAUCUAAUUCAAAUAAAAAUGGAAAGGAAACACAAAAUGAAUUAAAUGAGAACAUAUUAUGUAAAAAAGAAAGUGAACAUGUUGCUCAAGAAAACAAAUUUACAACUGAUAUGGAAAAAAAUAACACAGUUGGUGAUACAAAUAUUGUAUGGGUCAAAAGUGAUGUCAUAUUGGAUUUAAUAAAAGUAGAUAAAUCAAAAAUAAAUAGCAUAACUAAUGAAACAAUAAAACAAACUGAACGACUAAAUAAAUAUUCACCUAAUGUAUUAUUGACCCUAAAUAAAAAUAAACAAAUUUUAGCUAUUCCAUCGAACAAAGGAAAUAUUUAUGUGGACAUUACAAUUGAUAAAAAUUCCAUUAUGAUGCUUCCCUACGUAUUAAACUAA